UCAGAACUUUUGUUUGGGAGUGUUUGUGCGCCAGCGAAGUUUGAUAACUUUCAAUUAGUUAUUAUUCUUGUUCCGCCGCUCGGACGGGCCGGAUCCGGCGGGGCUGGGGAAGAGCUGCGGGGCUACGGGGGAGGAAAGGAAGGCAGCGGGGAGGCCAGCCAGGGAGCCAGCCGGAGCCGGGGCCGCCGUCGGUGCGGGGCAUGCGGGACGGAGAGCCCGAAGCUGUUGCUUAAAGACAAGCGGCUGAAGCAGGGAGGCCGGCCAGCCAGCCAGCCAUGGACCCCGCCGGACAGCCCCAGCCUCCGUCGGCGGCCUCGCAGCAGGCGGCCUCGCAACAGCCGCCUUCGGGGCAGCCCCCUCAAGCGGCGGGGGCGCCUCCGCAGCCCCAGCAGCAGCCCGGCGCCGUGUCCGGGGCCCCCCCGGCCGGGCACCAGAUCGUCCACGUCCGGGGCGACUCGGAGACCGACUUGGAGGCUCUCUUCAACGCCGUCAUGAACCCCAAGGGCGCCAACGUGCCCCACACGCUGCCCAUGAGGCUCCGCAAGCUGCCCGACUCCUUCUUCAAGCCGCCCGAGCCCAAGGCCCACUCCCGCCAGGCCAGCACAGAUGCAGGGACAGCAGGAACCCUGACUCCUCAGCAUGUUCGUGCUCAUUCUUCUCCAGCCUCACUGCAGCUGGGCACUGUCUCUCCAGGGACACUCCCCCCCACAGGAGUCAUUUCUGGACCUUCGCCUUCUUCUCAGCAUCUUCGCCAACCAUCUUUUGAAAUUCCCGACGAUGUGCCCCUACCACCCGGCUGGGAGAUGGCGAAAACUCCUUCUGGUCAGAGAUACUUUCUGAAUCACAUCGAUCAGACGACAACUUGGCAGGAUCCACGAAAGGCCCUCCUUUCCCAGUUGAACGUUACAGCCCCCACAAGCCCUCCACUGCAACAGAACAUCAUAAAUUCAGCAUCGGGCCCGCUCCCUGAUGGAUGGGAACAAGCCAUGACCCAGGAUGGAGAAAUUUACUACAUAAACCAUAAGAACAAGACCACAUCUUGGCUAGAUCCAAGGCUUGACCCACGCUUUGCUAUGAGCCAGAGAAUCAGCCAAAGUGCUCCAAUGAAGCAGCCGCCUCCAUUAGCCCCUCAGAGUCCACCCGGUGGCGUGCUGGGAAGCGGCAGCUCCAAUCAGCAGCAGCAGAUGAGGCUGCAGCAGCUGCAGGUGGAGAAAGAGCGGCUGCGGCUGAAACACCAAGAACUGCUGCGGCAGGCAUUGCGGAAUAUCAAUCCCAGCACAGCAAAUUCUCCAAAACGUCAGUUCCAGCUACUGUAUGGUGGUGGAAGGAUUGAGCUACAUGGGCAGAUGUUGUUGCACUGUGCAAACAUUAGUCAGGAUCUGGUCCUCUGUCUUGAACUUUUUAAAGAAUACAGGUUCAGUGGCACAAACUUACUGGAUAAGCAGGUUGUCCAUGCUCGUGGCCAAAUUGUGGCAAUUGACCUGGAAUUCCACAAUUUUUCAGCCAUGUACAGCAGUUGA
Molecule: messenger RNA, 1520 nt
Organism: Gekko japonicus
Lineage: Eukaryota; Metazoa; Chordata; Lepidosauria; Squamata; Gekkonidae
Gene: YAP1
Product: Yes associated protein 1
Exons: 8
Coding region: 276-1520 (414 amino acids)
Biological process (GO): hippo signaling; positive regulation of transcription by RNA polymerase II
Cellular component (GO): cytoplasm; nucleus
Molecular function (GO): transcription corepressor activity; protein binding; transcription coactivator activity
Source: RefSeq, a predicted model, not a curated record